CACUCUAGCGCUCGCUCUUGCCUGCACCUGAUCGCAUACUGUCGCAUUUCCGUAAUUAGUAGAUUGGCGGAUCGCAGAGCUCAAGCUGAUUAGAAGUGGAGCAAGAGAGCUUUCGCUUGUGGACGAGGUUUUAACCUCGAUUAGCUGUUAUCGGCAGAGCGAUGCUCGCUUGAGGAUGCUCCAGGUUUAAGUCCGUGGUUUUGGGGUUUAUCUCGCAUCUUGGUCAUGUAGAAACUCGCAAUCUGCGCAUAGUUUUGUUGGUUUCAACGGAAGUGUUGCUUUAGCAAGGUCCCGAGGAGGUCGUGGAUAGUUGAAGAAGUUGUGCAAAGUGUUGGGGGAAGUUUUCCAUCUUCUCGGCUGCAGGAAAGCUGCGAUUCGGUGAUCAAGCCCAUCAUUACGCACCGUUGCUGCUGUGGCGCGUUUUGCUGCUGAAACCUGCAGGAGAGGUUUAUGCCGCUCGUGGUUUUCGCUGCUCCAAUUGGAAUUUUACAUCUGCUAAAGACUUGCUGCGGCAUCCAAGUCAGCUUCGGCGACGUGCACGCGAUUUGUGUAGCACCCGCUUGUUCAGGUAAUGAUUCAAGAGGUGCAGGCGCAAUAAUUUGAAUGUUUGUCUGUACAGUGUUGCUGCUUCAGCUCAAUUCAUGAUGUUCUACAUUUGGGCAGCGAGUUGGGGAUGAAGGUGGAGAAUUCAGCUGUAGUUGAAUUUUGUUCGAGCACUUGUUAGUGUUCAUGAGAAGCUUCAAUUUUCGAGUGUAUGUGCGAACAUAUACUCUGUCGGUAAAUGGAGAAUCGAAGGAAAUCGUGGGCGCGCGUCUUCCGAGGAACUUCGCUCGAACGCCUUGAACAAGACAUGUUGCCUCGAUAGAUUGUUCAUUAGGUUUUUCGAAUGGCUUUUACUAUCUCCACCGUUUACUCCAUGGCGGCGUUCAUUGCACCCCUCAUAUGACAAUACUUGGCCCUGAGUGACGACAGCUCUUGUUCUUUACUGGAGGCUUUCACCUCUAAAGGUGAACAAUCAAAUCCUGUAAGUUCGAGGUCUGAGUUUGGACGUUACCUUUGUGGUUAGGACCGUCGCAGUUAAUUCAAUGGCUCGAUACGUAACUGUCAAAGAGUCUGACUCGAUCAGCAGUGCUUGAGGAGGGCCCACUACGGUCCAGCCUCGAACCACAAACAUUUUCUUGAGAUCACCGAAAUUUAGUAGUGCUGGGUUGAGGCGUUCAGAAGUAGGCCAUACUCUCCUCAUAUAGUCCGGGGGAAGAUGUAGUGUACCAGAAACAUCGUAGAAAUGAAAGUGGGGGAGUACUACGUGGAGAUGAUUUAAAUCGAAUGUGUGUAUACCUCAGAAUUCAAAGCAAUGCGCCUCACAUUGAAGCUCUGAAGCUGCACUUAGUGUCUUCUAAGCUGGAUGAUAGGUACUUGCUUUUGGCAUUGAUCAGGAGACCUGGGUCGUCUAAAACGAUUAAAUAUUCUGUUGUGUCUAUUGCUUUCUGUGAUUUUGACGCUUUGAGUAGCAAAUUGUGCAGGAAAAGUCCAAUCUAGCGCUUUGAUUUUGAGAGCCCCGGAAAAUAUAUCUUUCUUCAGCGCAACCCAGAUGCGAAGUCUUGGAUUGCUCUCAAGCGAGCCGCCUCAGUUUUGCUCCUGACAUUAUUCAGUUGCUUGUAACUCCUGGAAUCUGUUGUCGGUGAACUGUAAACUGAAAUUGUAACUUCGAAUAUAUCUGAUAGUAGAAUGCGCUGCCCCAGAUUCGUCAUGGUUCCAUAGCAGGACCGUUUGACCAUCUUGCCUAACACAACAUCGAAAAGCUGUAGUAGUCUUUGUAUUACACGACGUCGAAAGUCAUUUUCUUCUGGGAUUCUUUGUGGCGGCAUAUGGUAUAUUUCAGGCGCUGUCAUGAUUUUUAUAUCACUCUGCUCUUUGCUUUCAUAUUCCAGAGAUUGUUUGAGCAAUACUUUUUGCUUCAGUGUUCGAAGAGUCCUUCAAAGGACAUCACAAUAGCUUCUAAUUGCCAGCCUGUUUUCAAGCUUUGCAAAAACUAUGUGUUUUUGCAUUUCGGGGAAGUGAUCUCUUAGACUUCAGCCCCGGAAAACCAUUGCACACGAAAUUCGAUCUUUUAGUUCUGAUUGGAACAUCAGGAUAUGUUGAAUAUGUCCGACGGACUCGAGUAUCAGGCUGUGAAAACUCUUCGAACCUUUUGAUCAGUCGAAGGAAAUCUUUGGACUAGUAGAACCUUCUGUGUCUGGCACUAUAUUCACCCUGUUUAUGUAGUGAAAUUCCAAUCUAAUUGCUCAACAAUCUCUGGAAUAUUGGCAACUACGACUGCACUCGAGUCUCAAUUAACGUCAACAAAUUCAAGAGCGCGAGGUUAUCGAAGGGAUAAUUUGUAAGUAUCAGCAAUGGCAAUGUACCAGAUGAAGAAGUACUCUAGCCUUGCGUUGGCUCCACAUCGGCAUCACCAAGUGUCUUCAUAUGCCCCCACUCUAUCGACGGGAGAAAUGAACCCCGUAGACCCCAAGCCCCGACUGCGAUGGACUCCAGAGCUGCAUGAGCGCUUUGUGGACGCUGUCAACCAGCUCGGUGGCGCUGAUAAGGCUACACCAAAAUCUGUGAUGCGGAUCAUGGGAGUGAAGGAUCUUACUCUAUACCAUUUGAAGAGCCAUCUUCAGAAAUACAGACUGGGAAAGCAACUGCAUAGAGACUCCAGUGUGCAUGAAGCCAACAAGGAUGUCAGUCACGGUUCUUCAGACAUGCUGGGGACAAGUAAUGGCGCAUCUGAUCGUCCUCUGACUCCAACGUCGCAGAAUUCUCAAGACACCAUGCAGAUCACUGAAGCUAUUCGUUUGCAGAUGAAGGUUCAACGUAGACUUCAGGAACAACUCGAGGUUCAUAAGAAUCUUCAGUUGCGAAUAGAGGCGCAAGGGAAAUACCUGCAGACGAUACUGGAGAAGGCAAAAGAGACGUUAGCUGGCCAUACCUCCGCGUCCCCGGACUUGAAAGCUGCACACGCAGAGCUGACCGAAUUGGCAUCGAAGGUUAUCGGUGAUCCUGGCACAUUUGCAGCUUCUACAUCCCAGCAACUGGCCGGGUUGAACCCUCCUGAGCUAACCAAUCUUGCAUCAAACUUGAUCCAAGAAGCCUACAACGAAGUGCACAACGUCGCAACCCCCACCCUGACGCGCCAACAAUCGGGCCGCACAUCAGAUACCUCUUCCCAGAAAUCUCACCUCACUGCUAUUCAGGAAGACAGCGGGGGUAUUUCUGGUGGAUGUGAGCAACCGUCUAUACCAGGAGUCAAAAACAACAGCUGCAACCAAAUGCAAAACUCUCCCGGGGGCUAUAAUAGUAACAAUACAAGUCGCAACAGCGACCCCUUCUCUCCGCAGGGGAACGGCGCGGCGGAGAUGAGACCAUCACCAGGGACAGGGGCCUCACUCGAGCGGCCCACUCCUCGUCGUGGCGCCAUUCCCACUCUCUUCACCGACACCCAAACCACGACCCACAAUCAAAAAACAUACCAAAGCAACAUCUACAUGCCACACACGCUCCCGGAGCUGCGAAUCUCCCCAACCGUGAAAGUCGAAGGAGGGCUCGAUUUGAACAAUCACCAUCUCCACCCCGCCACUGGUCCUAACUGUAGCGGGAACAGCAUUCAACCCGCCCGUGGGAGUGACUUGGACCUCAAUGCAUUCGGCUGGGAACGAUAAGCUUUCUUCCAUCCCCCAUCUCCCAUCUCCCAUCUUUCUGUGCUCCAUGCUGUUGAAGUGACAUCCUCAUGCUUCUACAUCACCUAUACUCUCAACUCUGAUGCUGAAAUCUAGACCUCUCUUCUUGUAGCUGGGAAGCCUUGUGGAGCUGCAGGUCCAUUACUUUUUAUUGUGUACUAGUUUUAAGGAUGGUUGUGUCCAUAGCGUGUAUCCGUAGGAUGAAAGAAAAGGAGUUUUUGAGGUGCGAUUGCUCCAGCGUCAGUUCCUCCAGAUGUCCUUCUAGUAUUGUGCUGUUGUGUAGAACCUUUGGCUUAAUCCGGAAUGUCAUGGCAUCGUCAUGGUUUGAAUAUUCCUGAUUACUGCGGAUAAAUUGUGCGUAAAUCUGCUUCUUGAGUGGCUGCUCGCUUGAGUCUUCUUCUUCAUCUUCUCCUUCUUUUUCCUCGUCCUAGAUCAGUAAUUAGAAAGCUUGAGGCUCCUCAUCUUUUGAGUCGGUUCGUACUACAAGGGUGAGAUAAUUGUAAUGUUGUAAUAGCAUAUUCUCAUAAAUUAAUAAAUAAAUAAACCUACACACA
Physcomitrium patens is the source of this 4273-nucleotide messenger RNA. The record is from RefSeq and is a predicted model, not a curated record. NCBI's taxonomy places the organism in Eukaryota, Viridiplantae, Streptophyta, Bryopsida, Funariales, Funariaceae.